AUGGGUCAGAGAGACAUCCUUCGAUGCGAUCUCUUCUCAAAUGGUUUAAAUUCAGAUCGGCGAAAUGAACGGCUGCUUAGCUUCAUUUUCCUCACUUUCUCACCAACCCUCCGAGUGGGUGCUUCGAUCCACGAGUACCGCAACGAGGCCUUCAUUCGUCGCUCCAAUUCCUUCUUCUUCUAUGGCGGCAGUGAGGGCCUCUACGCCUCCAAGCUCCACUCGCAAAACGACAAGGUCGUUUCUGAAGAUAAGCCCCUCAAUGGCAAGUCCUUCAUCAGGUUCGAAUCGAUCACUUUUCGAAGAACCAAAAAGUCCGCGGAGCAGAAGAAUGAGAUGCAGCAGAGGACUGGAUUGGUUGAGGCUAUAAUACUUGAUGUCAGAGACAGGGAUAAGAUUGGGGGUUCUUAUUUGAACUCCAUUGCAAUAUGCUGUACCCCAGAACUUGCAAAGGACGGUUCCUGCAAGGUUGGAGAGGUUAUAAUCCACCAAGACCUUGAUAAGCCAAAUGGGCCACAAAGAAUCCAGACUUUCUUUGAAGGGAAAAAUGAAGAGGCUUCAAUGGUACUCCGCACAAUUGAGAUCAACAGUACUGGAAUGUACUAUCUGUAUUUCAUGUUUUGUGAUCCGGAACUCGUGGGCACGGUGAUCAGUGGGAGAACAGUUUGGAGGAACCCAGAUGGUUACCUGCCGGGAAAGAUAGCGCCUCUGAUGACGUUUUCUGGCUUAAUGUCAUUGGCUUACCUUGUUCUAGGUCUUGUUUGGUUCCUCCGAUUUGUGCAGUACUGGAAAGAUAUAAUGCAGUUGCACUAUCACAUAACUGCUGUGAUUGCUCUUGGAAUGUGUGAGAUGGCCCUCUGGUAUUUUGAGUAUGCAAAUUUCAAUUCCACUGGAAGCAGACCAAUGGGAAUCACCAUAUGGGCAGUGACCCUCACUGCGGUGAAAAAGACCAUCUCCCGGUUGCUGCUUCUGGUGGUUUCUAUGGGCUAUGGAGUUGUGAGGCCAACUCUUGGAAGCGUAACCUUGAAAAUACUUCUCCUUGGUGUGAUGUACUUUGUCGCUUCAGAAGCACUUGAACUUGUUGAACAUUUGGGGAAUAUCAAUGAUUUUUCUGGGAAAGCAAGGAUUUUUCUGGUACUACCCGUGGCUCUGCUAGAUGCUUGUUUUAUUCUGUGGAUCUUCUCAUCAUUAUCUAAAACUUUGGAGAAGCUUCAGAUUCGAAGAAGCAUGACCAAACUGGAGCUUUACAGGAAGUUUACCAAUUUUCUUGCAGUAUCAGUGCUGCUCUCUGUUGUUUGGAUUGGCUAUGAGUUGUACUUCAAUGCCACUGACCCACUGAGCGAACUUUGGCGAGCGGCUUGGAUCAUUCCAACUUUCUGGACGUUGCUCGCUUAUAUAAUCUUAGUAGUGAUAUGCGUUCUCUGGGCUCCAUCUCAGAACCCAACUGGAUAUGCAUACUCAGAGGAGAUCAGAGAUGACUUCGACGAAGAGGGUAUCUCGCUUACUGCCAGUGGAGUUAAGGUGGCCGGAGAUGUGGCAAUCAUUCUUGAAAGGAAGGAGAGGAAGGCAUUAGCUGCAGGAGAUCAUCAUGUGUUUGGACUUGGUGAAGAUCUUGAAGAAGACAAGAGGGAAUAAUAAGCCUUCUUCUUCCUAUAUUUAUCUUAUAUAUCUCACAUAUGCAUAUAUACAUCACGCAGGAAUGACUUCUUCACAAUCACAUGGCUAUUAGAGAAAAGAAAAAAGUGGGGUGCAAGGGUGAGAACAAUGAGGGUAACUUCAACUAUACUUUUGCUUAACCAAACCUUUAACUAUUUACGUUUCACCACCCAUAAUUUAAAAAGUUAAAAUCAAAAAUCAAAGCUAUUAUUUUUAUGAAAGCGCUUAGGCACAAAUUAGGGACCGACUUGUAUGAUGCU
This is a messenger RNA of Morus notabilis, 1913 nucleotides long. RefSeq names its product transmembrane protein 87B. The record is from RefSeq and is a predicted model, not a curated record. The transcript is spliced from 6 exons. Bases 1 to 1632 code for a protein of 543 amino acids. Gene Ontology annotation, cellular component: Golgi apparatus; membrane. Gene Ontology annotation, biological process: transport. Lineage: Eukaryota; Viridiplantae; Streptophyta; Magnoliopsida; Rosales; Moraceae.